AUGGUGCGGGCGGCGGUGCUUGGAGCGUUUCGACGCGUGAUGCGGGCGAGAGCAGUUGCGUUCCAAGGGGACGAGGCGGCGCUGACACAGGCACGAUCACGGAUCCGCGACGAGUUUCUCAAGAACCGCAAGCUGUCCGACGAGAAGGCCAUCGACAAGGCUGUUGCUAUUGCGAAUGAUGUGGAGAAGCUACUGCUCCAGAACGUGAUGCAAGCACGCCAGACAGACAGCGGCACUUACAGACUACGCUUCACGGAGCACACCAAGUUCAACGACAAUGUGCCGAUGAAGGAGAGUGCGUGA
This is a messenger RNA of Salpingoeca rosetta, 303 nucleotides long. RefSeq lists its product as uncharacterized. Lineage: Eukaryota; Choanoflagellata; Craspedida; Salpingoecidae. Gene Ontology annotation, biological process: mitochondrial respiratory chain complex III assembly. The coding region runs from base 1 to 303 and encodes 100 amino acids. The record is from RefSeq and is a predicted model, not a curated record. The transcript is spliced from 3 exons.